Messenger RNA from Toxoplasma gondii ME49, 3630 nucleotides. Its product is annotated as hydrolase, NUDIX family protein. The record is from RefSeq and is a predicted model, not a curated record. The transcript has 6 exons. Gene Ontology annotation, molecular function: hydrolase activity. Gene Ontology annotation, biological process: ribose phosphate metabolic process; nucleoside phosphate metabolic process. Lineage: Eukaryota; Apicomplexa; Conoidasida; Eucoccidiorida; Sarcocystidae. Bases 940 to 2031 code for a protein of 363 amino acids.
GAAACAGUAGGAAUGUAUGCUCCCACGGAAAAUCUUUCCGCCGCCUUCUCGAGUCGCCUGGUAGACGACAGGAACUCGGUGGUGUUCUACGCUGAGUGCAUGCACUUUCUGUCUGAAUGAUCGUUUUCAACGGAGGCCCAGCCACUUUUUGAUGGCGAUGGUAGCAUCGACGAGGCGCUUUCGUGGUUCAUUUUCUCGGCAGGAGAUCGUCGCAGAUUAAGCUUUUGUCCACAGGCCAUAAAUGCGCCUGUCACCAGGAGGGGGGGGAGUUUCAGUUGAAGAUUGUCAGCCGACCUGAGGCCCAGAAGAGAGUUCACUACUGCAUCGGCGCCUCUGUCCAGGGACCCGCUACGCGUUCCCUGCGUAAUCGUCAUCGUUGAGGAAUCAUGGAACACCCAGCUACGUUCGUUUUUGUUUGACUUCCGUGUCUGCGUCUCUCCGUAUCUGUGGCGUUGCAGCUUGACACAAGUAGUAUGUCACUGUUCCCCGUUUCUCGGUGUGCCCAUCUGUGAACAACAAACAGAUUUCAUUUCUCUUUUACCAGGACAGGAGACCUGGUGACGGUGGUAUCUCGCCCCAAAGGCAGCUCCCCUGUGUAGACGACGUAGGUCUUCGUGGAUCGAGUGCUCCUUUUCGACGCAUGCGACCUCGCGUACCCGGUGUGCCUUUUGGUUCUGUAUAGUGCCGGCGCUUCUCUCAUAUUCGAACUGUCCAAAGUGUAUCGCUGAGCCUCCGCAAGCUCCUGUACUACCACAAGAAAAUGUGGAGCUUGCAUUUGCGCCUGCUGUCGCGUCCGUAGCGUAUGUCAAUUUGUUCUUCGCCCCGGGGUGUAUCCCCGUUGUGUCGACGACAUUCUCGUGUGAAUCUGUCCAUCUCGAGUAUCCCCCGCAAGUUUGAGGCAUCCGGUCCGAUUGGACAAACCACUCGCAAACUAGAACAAUGAACUCCGUAGCUCCUGAACCGACUGUCCCUAAUGGCCUGCCGGCAACUGGACCACGGCCUUGCGCAAGUGCUGGGCACAGGCGCCUGCACCCCGUUGGCAAGACUCGCCACGUUCGCAUCGAAGAAAUGCAUCGUGGAGACUGGCUCAAGUUGGAAAAAGUCACGUACAAAGAUGCGACUGGGUCUAGGGAACUUAUCUGGGAGCGCUUCGUUCGCGUCACGCCGCUGCAUGCAGACCACACUCAGGUUACGCAGGUCCCGGCAGUUUCGAAUGAGUCGUCGCCGUCGUUCCGGCCCGAAGGCGAGGUGGACACGGACGUUGAAGCGGUUUCAGAUGGGAACAAGUCCUCGGCUGCUUCCUGCCUGCAGACUUUGCCGGCGUCUGCUGGUGAAGAAAACUGCUACUGCAGUGAAGCCGCCACAUCUCAGCCAGCUGGACAGACCGGACGCGAGGACGUGCCAGAGCAGAAGGUCUUAGGACGCACAGACCAACAUGAUGGGUGGCGAGACGAAGGAAGGAUGGCAAGUGCAGAUGGGAGAUUGGAGACCACGACGGAUGUUCCCCAGGAAAAUGUUGAGGCUGACAGCGUUGCAGUCGUCGCCAUAGCUCAUGGGGGACGGACCUCGAAGGAGGAUGACUCGAGCAUCAUUCUCGUCAAACAGUACCGGCCUGCAGUGGACGCCGUCACCGUGGAACUUCCUGGCGGUCUAGUGGACAAAGGGGAGGACGUUGGAACGGCGGCAGUGCGAGAGCUAAGGGAAGAGACAGGUUUCGUAGGAACGGUCGUUUCAGUGGGGCCUAAAGUGACGCAGAGCACGCUAGGGAGAGAAGAACUCCACCUCGUCACUAUUCUGGUGGAUCUGGAAGCUUCCGCCAACGUGACUCCGCGACAGCAGUUGGAUACAGAAGAGGAUAUUGAAGUUGUCGUCAUUCCUCUCCGCGAUCUACUGCAGGAGCUGAACCGUUUUGCAAGCGAGGGAUAUACAAUCUUUGACAGUCUUUACAGUUUCGCAUAUGGCUUGCAUUUGCAGUCAGGACUGCUGAAGAAUAUUUUACCCCCCUCUCCUCAACAACCAUCGGGCGAGUAGCCGACAAGGCACGAACCUCAGUUCGUUCUUUGCUUCUACUGACUGCUCGACGUGUCAAAUGUAGCAAAUUUUUAACAUCACUCGCAAACGUGUAUGUAAAACACUAAAUACAACAUCCUCCUGGUGAACUUGUGUUCAGGCACCGCCGCCGCCGUACAAUAGUCCACAGUCCGUUGUAUUGUAUCAUAUGAUUUGUGCCGCAUCAUGGUUUCAACAAAAUAUUGUUAGGGUGCUGUGAUCAUGAUGUACUUCAUGCCUGCCGUGAGCUGCAGUCGUGAUGUAUUUCAUGCGUCGUGAGCUGUACUUGCGUGGUGCAAGGCUGCUUAGUGUCGCUAUAUGGUCAUUUUUUUCAGAAUACCUUGCUCCCCUGUCGCAAAGAAAGCUCUGCCAUGUCAGCCGCAUGAUGCGGUCGAAUGCCAGAGGUGCCGGGAAGCUUACGCCUGUAAAAACUGUAGUAUCCUCAGUAACAACUUCCUUCGCUUGCCGAUUACAGCGCAGAACAAGCAAGAAUUGUUGCGACUGGGCUGGGCUCGAUGUACCUGCGUGUUGAUCUCUUUUGUCACUAUAAAGGGCAGCGAAACGCGGUUUUUGGUGACAGAAUGUUGUUUGCCAACACGCAGAGAACUGAGAAGCAUAGUAGCUGCGAUGGUGACUUUUCGGGUGGACCGUGGUAGAAUAUAUUGUUCCUGAGAUUUGAUGGCCGUGAGUAAUAGAAGGGGCAAGUCCCGCGGCAUCGUUUCAACCUACAAUAGGGAAAUGCGCGUCACUUCACAACUCCGACGGUUAAAAGUCUGUAGACUUGACCGCAGUCCACGUUAUAAGCAGGUUCAUUCUGUUGCUUCAACAGCAGUCGGUGUUUGUCCGGAGCCCCUGUGUGGAUCAGUCUCUUCGUCAUACGCAUAUCCAAGUCGCAAGCGAUACGGUAUCCACGUUAACCAGAAUGUGGCAGAAUUCACCAGCAGAAUCAAGCAGCGAAGACUGUUCCGCAUUAUGAGAUAGCACACUUGAUUUUUUUCUCUACGGCAAGAACAACGCGGCUAUGGAACUUUUUCAGCUGUAGCCCCACGAAUGAGACCUACGUUUUGGUGACAGCGCUAUGUGUUUGCUCACGUGAAUCGAGGUAAAACUAGUAAGAGUCAUACCUUACUGCGCCGAAGAAACCGAGCGUCCGCUACUCAAAUGCAUCAGUCUGCGGGCGACUAUCAAAUAGUGCGCUGUACAAUUGCUAUGCGAAAGUGACAAUUUCCGUCUCCAGCGGAUCGAAUGGGUUACACACCUCCGCUGUUAUUGUGUUUGUGCCUCUGUACUUCUGGGAAUGACGAACGAUACUCUCAGGUUUCAUAGAAUGUGGAGCCUUUUCCCCGUCUAUGCACGCUUGCAGAUGUGUCAGCUUUGAAGUCGGUCGCCGCGCCGCACAGGCGAAAUGAUUUUAACGGCGAAAGCUCCGCAAGCACAUUUCUUUAACUUCAGUGUGGAAGACGGUUUGCAAUCCGAAGGACUGUUGUGUUCUCUAUGAGGGCACACACAGACAGGACGACAGAUGGGUGUGUGCUUCGGGCCAACGCUGUCGCUUCUGUUGGCCUGCUGCAAAUCUCUGCG